AUGCCACUUAAUACAGUUGUUCUGCGAAAUGAACCGAAUUUUAGGAAGUGGGCUGGACCCUGUUUCGUCAUCGACUGCGUACUCGAGUUCAUCCUAGAAGGAGCCCUGUUUGCCCUGACCAUCGCCGCCGUCAUCUCGUUUGUAUUGACAAUGAUUGGAGCGAUAAAGAGUGGAAGCAAGGAGGAAAAACAUGCCCACGCCAUCGCUACCACAAUCGUGAUCAUCGACUACAUUCCGCUACUAUGUGAAUCCGUCCGGAGUGUCAUUGCCUUUCGAUUGCAUCGAGUGUUCGAUUUUCGACUAGAUAAUGGUCUAUUUAUUGCCAGUGUGAUCACCCUAACCCUCAGCUCCUGCCUCCGCCCCUUGCUGCUCGCCAUCUUCGAUCCGCAGAUCCGGGCGCUACUUUUUGCUCAUCUCUGCAAUCAGUGCAGGACAUCGUCAAUCACUGGUCACCAAGCUGAUGCUCCGUCGAACGCUAGUCACGGAGCUCAUCACGGAGGCGCUUCGGUGAAGACAAACGCUGUUGGGGAGGUUCAAAAAGCGCCGAGGCGUCUUACCCCAGUACGCCGA
This is a messenger RNA of Mesorhabditis spiculigera, 570 nucleotides long. The record is from the annotation of a GenBank genome assembly. Lineage: Eukaryota; Metazoa; Nematoda; Chromadorea; Rhabditida; Rhabditidae.